ACUACGCCUCUCACGGCAGCCUCGAACUCGUCGUCUCGUCUCCCUAGCAUGCUGGCCGCCGCCCGCUAGAUCCGAUCUAUGGAUCCGCGCCCCGCCUCCAUCCCCGUCCUCCUCCUCGCCCUCCUCUGCCUCGCCGCCUCCUCCGCCGCCGCGUAUGCCUCCGACGAGAUCCACGGGUGCGGCGGCUUCGUCGAGGCGAGCUCGGGGUUAGCCAAGUCGAGGAAGGCGUCGGACUCCAAGCUCGACUACUCCGACAUCACGGUUGAGCUGUGCACUACUGAUGGUUUGGUUAAGGAAAGCACUCAGUGUGCUCCUAAUGGAUACUAUUUUAUCCCAGUCUAUGACAAGGGUUCAUUCAUGGUCAGAGUUAAGGGGCCCAAGGGUUGGUCAUGGAAGCCUGAAACUGUUCCUGUUGUCAUUGAUCAAAAUGGAUGUAAUGGCAAUGCAGAUAUAAAUUUUCAGUUCACUGGGUUUAUGAUAUCAGGUAAAGUGGUCGGAGCUGUUGGUGGGAAGAGCUGCACCAAAUAUGGAGGACCUUCUGGUGUCAAAGUUGAGCUACUGACGGACUCUGAUGAGUUAGUUGUUUCUGCUUUAACAUCAUCUACAGGAGAAUAUUCAUUCGCAAACAUAAUUCCAGGGCGCUAUAACUUGCGUGCUUCUCAUCCUAACUAUGAAAUUGAGACAAGGGUUUCAUCAGAGGUGGACUUGCGAUUUGGAAAUGCUGUUGCAGAUGACGUUUUCUUUGUAUCUGGAUACAAUAUCCAUGGCUCUGUAGUUGCACAGGGAAAUCCAAUCUUAGGAGUUCACCUGUAUUUGUAUUCAAGUGACGUAACUGAGGUGCCUUGUCCACAAAGUAUUAGUGAUGCACCCAGGGAAGGCGCUCUUUGUCAUGCAGUAUCUGGUGCUGAUGGAAAAUUCACAUUUAGAUCAUUACCUUGUGGUAACUACGAGCUAUUGCCAUACUACAAAGGAGAAAAUACUGUUUUUGAUAUCUCUCCCCCUUCAAUGCUUGUCUCUGUUGAGCACAGUCAUAUGACUAUCUCCCAAAAGUUUCAGGUUACUGGAUUUUCUGUUGGAGGACGUGUUAUUGAUGGAUAUGGUGCUGGUGUUGAAGGUGCUAAUGUUGUAGUGGAUGGUCAGUUGAGAGCUGUGACAGACGGUCUUGGGCAUUACAGACUUGAUCAGGUUACCUCCAAGAAGUAUACUAUUGUUGCUGAGAAGGAUCAUUAUAAAUUCAACCGUUUGGAGAAUUUCAUGAUUUUGCCAAACAUGGCUAGCAUUGAUGAUAUCACAUCAGUUCGAUAUGAUGUAUGCGGUAUUGUUCGAACAGUAACCCCAAACUCCAAAGCGAUGGUGACUUUGACACAUGGGCCUGAAAAUGUAGAGCCGCAGAAGAAAUUAGUGAGCGCAAAUGGAAGAUUUUGCUUUGAGGUUCUUGCUGGUGAAUACCGCUUAUCUGCCCUACCUGUAGAUACCGGUUCUUCCAGUCUCAUGUUUUCACCAGGAUUUAUUGAUGUCAAUGUCAACAGUCCAUUGCUUGAUAUAGAAUUCUCUCAGUCACAAGUCAACCUUCAUGGUAAGGUCCUGUGCAAAGAACAAUGCAACCAAAAAAUUCUGCUCUCGCUUGUUAGAUUAGCUGGGGGAAUUGAGCAGGAAAGGAAGACAAUUACUUUGGAGCAAGAUAAUGUUAAUUUUGUGUUCAAAAAGAUAUUUCCUGGGAAGUAUCGACUAGAGGUGAAGCAUUCAUCAGCUGAGGCAUCUGCUCAGGACGAUUGGUGCUGGGAGCAAAAUGCCAUGGAUAUAAAUGUCGGUUCUGAUGAUGUGAAAGACAUUGUGUUUGUACAGAAGGGCUAUUGGGUAGAGCUGGUCUCAACUCAUGAAACCAAAGCAUACAUUGAACAUCCAGACUCUUCUAAACUUGAUUUGUUUAUAAAGAAAGGAUCACAAAGGAUCUGCAUAGAAACUCCUGGGCAACAUGAGCUUCAUUUGAUUAACUCUUGCAUCUCCUUUGGGAGUUCACCAAUAGUAUUUGAUACAAAGAAUCAAAUGCCGGUUAAUAUCAGUGCAAAGAAGUAUCUUGUAAGAGGUGAACUCCAUGUGGAGAUGGAUUCCCUUCAGGAAGAAAUUGAUUUAUCUAAAGAUAUUGGCGUUGAUGUAUUCAAGAGCGAUGGGACUUUCAUCGAAAAAAUCUCUACUGCUCCUGUUCUUGGAAAGAGUUAUCAAAAUGACAUUAGUGCCUUUGAGUACUCCAUUUGGGCUGACUUUGGGGAGGACUUCAUUUUUGUUCCCCAUGAUGAUAGUGCUAGAAGGAAAAAGAUCCUAUUCUAUCCAUCAAGUCAGAAGUUUUCGGUGGCUGUGAGUGGUUGCCAAGACACUGUUCCUGCAAUAACUGCUAAAACAGGUCUAUACCUUGAAGGAUCAGUGUCACCUGCAAUUGCUGAUGUUGACAUCAAGAUUCUAGCAGCAGGGAAGAGCAAGUAUGCACCUCUGAAGGAAAGGGAUGUAGCAAUGGAGACAGAGACAAAUUCUGAGGGAUCAUUCUUUGCAGGCCCCCUGUAUGAUGAUAUUGGAUAUACAGUGGAAGCAUCAAAGGCUGGCUAUCAUCUGAAGCAAACUGGCCCGCACACCUUUUCUUGUCAGAAACUUGGUCAGAUAUCAGUACGGAUUUAUGGUGAACAAAAUGCGGAGCUUUUACCGUCUGUAUUAUUGUCUUUGAGUGGUGAAGAAGGCUACAGAAAUAAUUCUGUUAGUGGUUCUGGUGGAACUUUCAGCUUUGAUAACUUAUUCCCUGGAAGUUUCUUUCUCCGACCUCUUCUCAAGGAAUAUAAAUUUACUCCAUCAGCAGUUGCUAUUGAUCUCAGUUCUGGUGAGUCUAAAGUGGUUGAAUUCCGUGCAACCCGUGUUGCCUACAGUGCCAUGGGUUCUGUAACACUGCUGACUGGCCAACCAAAAGAGGGGGUUUUUGUUGAAGCAAGAUCUGAAUCAAGAGGUUAUUAUGAGGAAGCUACUACUGAUUCUUUUGGUAGGUUUCGCCUUAGAGGACUUGUCCCUGGCUCAACUUAUUCUGUAAGAGUGGUUGCAAAAGAUAAUCACAGGUUUGCAGCAGUUGAGCGUGCUUCACCUGAAUAUGUGUUGAUUGAUAUUGCUCAGGACGACAUCUCUGGCAUUGAUUUUGUUGUUUUUGAAAGACCAGAAGUUACAAUUUUGAGUGGUCAUGUGGAAGGAGUUGAUGUUGACAUGUUGCAGCCGCAUCUGUCUGUUGAAAUUAGAUCAGCUGCGGACCCUUCUAAAAUAGAAUCUGUACUCCCUGUUCCUCUCUCAAACUACUUUGAAGUACAGAAUUUGCCGAAAGGCAAACAUCUUGUUCAGCUUCGUUCUGGUCUUCCAUCACAUACUCAUAGAUUUGAGUCAGAGAUAGUUGAAGUUGACUUGGACAAGCUACCUCAGAUUCAUGUUGGUCCUCUUAAAUAUAAAACCGAAGAGCGACAUCACAAACAGGAAUUAACUCCAGCCCCAGUAUUCCCUCUUAUUGUUGGAGUUUCUGCCAUUGCGCUUGUCAUCAGCAUGCCAAGGCUAAAAGACUUGUACCAAAGUGCUGUGGGAAUGACUACCCUAAGUUCUGUAGCUGUGCCGAGCAAAAAGGAGCCAAGAAAGACAAUAAUGAGAAAGAGGGCGUGAGGCGUAAAUUAAUUAGCUUCAGAUUAGGUGUCGGAAAAAAACGGUUACUGACAAUUUGAUCACGUCAGGAGUAGAAAAUAGCCGCUUCUUUGCAUUUCAAAGGGUAUUUUUGCAGAUAAAAAUCGACAGUCGAUAUUUAUGUACUACCAUUAGCGACUACAAAUUUUGAUGCCAAUGUUGGGCAUGUAGUCAUUCGAAUUGUUGUACGAUAAUACCAUGUACAGUUUUCAGGCACCAGAUGAAGUUCCGAGAGCCUGAUUUA
This is a messenger RNA of Oryza brachyantha (malo sina), 3940 nucleotides long. RefSeq names its product nodal modulator 1. Bases 79 to 3678 code for a protein of 1199 amino acids. The transcript has 27 exons. The record is from RefSeq and is a predicted model, not a curated record. Gene Ontology annotation, cellular component: endoplasmic reticulum membrane. Gene Ontology annotation, molecular function: carbohydrate binding. Lineage: Eukaryota; Viridiplantae; Streptophyta; Magnoliopsida; Poales; Poaceae.